AUGGAGUAUAUAACACCAAUCGCGAAAGCAUACGCGCGUAAAUUACCAUCACAGUUGUACAGUACCUGGGACAAGGAGCUCUUACCGCGAUUAUACGCCGUGAUGGAGGAUGGAUACACGGUGCUCACGUCGAAACCGUCUGUGGAGAGUGUACUGCCGCUGGUGAUUUCAUUGCUGCUGAUAUAUGCCACGGUGAUAAGCCUCUACAACACAGCCAGAUUCGUUAUACGCACACUCCUCUUUCUACUCAAAUGGACGGUAAUAGUGAGCGUAGUGGUGGGGGUAAUACAACUGAGCAGCAGCUAUACGGGGAAGGAUAUCUCUGCCGUGGCUGGAGGAAGCACUUGGUCGCUGCUGGGAUAUUUGAGUGGCAGCGCUGCAACCAACCAAAAUAAGAAAUCCAGGCACACAUGGGAGCGCAACGGGCGCAGAAGCGGCAACAAGCCCAGGAAGAGCAAUAGCAAGAGCAAAGAGGAUGUCAAUGAGCUUAUAAAUAAUAUAAUCAAUUAUGUACUGGGAUAG
Wallemia ichthyophaga EXF-994 is the source of this 522-nucleotide messenger RNA. RefSeq lists its product as uncharacterized. Bases 1 to 522 code for a protein of 173 amino acids. The transcript has a single exon. NCBI's taxonomy places the organism in Eukaryota, Fungi, Basidiomycota, Wallemiomycetes, Wallemiales, Wallemiaceae. The record is from RefSeq and is a predicted model, not a curated record.